AUGGUGCAACAUAAGGCUCAGUUGAAGAAGCAGCAAAAGCGUGGUGUAGACUUCAAAAAAAUAAAGCGGAAAAUUGGGAGGAAACUGCCGCCACCAAAGAAUACCACCAAUACUGAAGUCAAAUCGAAAGCAAUCAUAUUACCGGAGCAAAGUUUGGCAUCAGAGAAGGCUGGUCUAGCUGUCAGCAAAAAAGGUUUGACCUUAAAAGAGCUGCUUCAGCAGACAUCUCAUCACAAUGCAAAAGUCCGCAGAGAUGCAUUGAUUGGGAUCAGGGAUAUCUUCCUAAAACAUCCAGCACAACUGAAAAUGCACAGACUCUCUGUUAUAGAAAAACUGCGCGAGCGCAUGAGUGAUGAAGACAGAAUUGUCCGUGAGACGCUCUAUCAACUUCUAAAAGCAGUCAUAUUUCCUGCUUGUAAAGAGGAUAACCAGGGGACUUUUAUAUCCUUGAUGAUGGCUUAUGUCUUCAAUGCAAUGACACAUUUGGCAUUUGAUGUUCGUUUGAUGGCUUUCAAAUUUUUCGACUUGCUUGUCCAGCACUACCCAAUGUCAUUCUCCAUGUAUGCUGAAAAGAUCAUCCAACAUUACCAAGAGAUAUUGCAGAAGAACCAGUUUAAUUUGCAUGACAAGGGAAAGCUUAAGAGUGUUCUUGCUGGCUUGGCAUACUGUCUCUCUCUGUUGCCAGAUGUUAACUCCUCAACUGAAAAUGCAGUUGCUGACCCAAGAAUUUUGCAUGCUUUUGAGUCUCAACUGCAUGAAGAUGGUUCUGCUUUUCCGGUGACUGCAAAGGAAUUGAUGGGCCUUUUGCCUAUUUUAGUUGGUGGUCUCCAGGAUUUUAUGCCCUCAGUUCAGAUAAUGCCUAAUUUGGAAACACAGUCAUUUGAUUGUGUGCUUUCUUUAUUGAAAAGUAUACAUCUUGUUGUCAAGUUUUUUGUUUAUGGGAAUCCGAAAGUCUCACCACCUUCCAACAGAAGAGAUCAAGAUGUGUUGCAGAUGUUAUUGAAGAAGUUGUUUACUGUGUUUCCCCUGAACCCAACACAUCAGUCAUCGGAGAAGGAAGACAAUAGGUAUUUUAUCUUGAAUGUCAUAGUUUCAGAGAUCUUCUUUUGUUUAAGUGAUUGGUCAGCUCCCCCAUCUGUCUUUCUGGAAAAAUUCCUGGUGUUCCUUGUAGAUGCAUUGUCUGAGAAGGUCUGUGGCACUGGCAAAGCAUUUUUUCAGAAGCAUUCACUUCCACUGAUUCGUUUCAUUCCUAAACUGAUGAUGCAAGUGGAUGAUACUUGGAAAUCACACAUUCUCCAGGCUUUUACAGAGGUUUUCAAGAAGUGUGAUCCGGAGUCUUCAAUGAAAUUAGUUUGUCUUUCAGCAAUCGAAGAAAUGCUGUUUCCUGUAAGCCUGGCUGGCUGGCUGGUUAAAAACACGUGGGCAAAUGCAACAAGUGAUUCAGAAAUGUUGGAGUUCAAGAUUAGUUGGAUAAGAGAGAUUCCUUUGGUGCUAAGUCUGUUAGGUGAUAAAAAUCCUUUGUCGUCCAAGGCUGUGUUGCGCGUGCAGCUUGAGUUGGGACAAUGUGGUAUCAUGAAGUCGGAGUUUGACAGCAUGCAGUUGUCAUUGAGAGAAUUCUACAGUACAAGCCAUGAUGGUGAUGGAGAUAUUUCGUAUGGGGCGUUCAUGAAGCUGCCAAGAGAGAUUCAGGAAGUCUGUAUAUCUUGCCUCUAUUACUUCUCCUUCCUAGACCCAUCUCUGCUUCAGUCGGUGGCUGCUUGUUGCUUGUCUGAGGAUGUCGAUCCAUUUCUGUUAUUUCGGUUGUUGGAAGUUGUGAGUUGUGGGUACAGAGCUGGACACAUCCAGAUUGCUGACUAUAUUAGUUUUCUCAUCACGAUACCCUCACGAUACACAGUUUUUCCUGAACAUAGUGACAAGUCAAACUCUGGAUUAUUUAGGCGCGUGACUAGUGGUGUUUGCUGUUGCCUGUCUCAGAUUGGGGAUGAUCAUCUUGUUUUGAAGAUGGUAGAGGGAACGCUUAUUCAUCAGAUUUCGAAUAUGAAUACAACUAACGAAGCAGGCUUGGAGAAUGCAUGUGCAUUGCUUAGAAUGAUUACCAGACUUGAUUCCAAUCCCACAAGGCUUUCUGAAGAGAGCAUCUCCAAACUAGGCAACCUCCUUCCAGGAUACUUGCUCCAUGUUGUGUCUAAUGUUGGGGAAGAGGAGGAUGGAAGAAGCAGAAGAAGGGGUUACUAUGUUUUGCCGUGUUUUGUUUUGUUGUCUAGGAGUGAGAGAAUUGUAUAUCGUGUGUUGAAGGUGAUGAGGACAUGGACAUGUGAAAAACCAAGGAUAAUUGCAGUUGUUGGUGUCCUCCUGCUGAUGCAUGAUGAGGAUGUUAGAAGAGGUGGUGGCAGUGGCAGUGGCAGUGGCAGUGGUCAAAUAUUUAAGAAAAUAGCAGCAGCACCUAAUUGUAAGGAAGAGAUUGACGGCAUAUUGCACAACAUAAUCAGAGUAAUGUCUGAUGAUGAUGAUGAUGAUGAUGGAUACAAGUUGAACAUGGAAGAGAAACACAAAUUGCAAUAUGCAUAUGAUCGCCUAAAGAUCAUUAUUGGUGGAUAAUGUCAUUAUCAACAUUUUGCUUUUAGUUAGUUGAGAGGACUUACUUUGAUUCAGAAUCGGAACCGGUAUUGCGAUAUUAUAAGAACAAGUAACCAGACCGCGGUUCCAAUACCGGUUCCACUCGAGUUCUGAUUUCGGUCCCGGUUUUUCGGUUAUUUGUCCAAACAAAAAUUGGUUAUAAAUUAAGUGAAACUAAUGACGAUGCAAUUCAUAGUACUUGCAUGUUAAGUUGGCUUCCAAAAAAAUAUAAUAUUCAAC
Molecule: messenger RNA, 2856 nt
Organism: Lactuca saligna
Lineage: Eukaryota; Viridiplantae; Streptophyta; Magnoliopsida; Asterales; Asteraceae
Source: the annotation of a GenBank genome assembly